Molecule: messenger RNA, 1305 nt
Organism: Cantharellus anzutake
Lineage: Eukaryota; Fungi; Basidiomycota; Agaricomycetes; Cantharellales; Hydnaceae
Exons: 10
Coding region: 1-1305 (434 amino acids)
Source: RefSeq, a predicted model, not a curated record
AUGGAUCCUGCCUAUGAUCCUGCCCAAGAUGUUUCAAUAAUGCGAAAGAUACAAGUUGCCUGGCAGGGAGCAACAAUGGGUAAGGUCAAGAAACCGAGGGGGGCUGCUCAAAAAGUCUCUGCCAUUCUUUCUGAGUGCGAGCCACAGAUCAUAAAAGUGGUCAAUGCAUCAACACUCCUGGAUGUCGAUGCUGCAUGGGGUGUGCUUCUGAGCCUUCUGGCACAAAAGGCAGGCAUAGGAAAGAGCCAGGUUGAGGGUGUACUACUUGCCAGAGCCAAUAGCUUAGCUGAGGGUGCUGUGGAGGCCUCUCGUGCACAGUCACUCAGUGUACACCCACUUUACACUACCCUUUGCAAAGCUAUCAAAAAAUUUGAUAGUUUCGGGCCACAACGAGCCUCACACAACCAAAAACGGCAAUUUGCAAGGGUACUCCAGUUUGGUCAGCACUCCAAACUAGAAGAUCUUGUCAAUGGAGGGAAGUUUUCUGUCCAUAGGAUUGAGUUUGAUGAAAAUAGCGACACUCGUUUUAAGACAUGUACCCAACGUACAUGGCUUAUUGACGUCUCAGGUGGUGGUAAGCCCCAUAAAGUUGAUCGGCAGUGCAAACAAUUCAAGGUGGGAGGUGAUAAAUGGAUGGUCCUUGAUGCCAACAGUUCUCAUAUUGUCCUUAACCAAAAGGGCCAGCUAGAGCUCAUUGCAGUACGAAAUGCCACCAGUUCACCAGAACUCUUGGCUGAGAUGAGUGAGACGAUCAAGAAGCAUGUUGGGGAGCGACGUGAUCUUAGGCCCACCCACCCUGGCUCUCUGUAUGCUUUCGGUAUCAGUGCUGGGGCACGUCACUGUCGCAAGUUUGGACAUACCAAGUUCACAAAACAGUCAAAAUAUUCAGAAUCUGAAUUGCAUGAGAGUGACCAGGACCUACUGGGCCUUGCUUCCCUUGCAUGGGCUCUAGUCAUGUCCAGGUUGCCUGUUGAGAUUAUAAAGGAGUUUGCUGAUGGACUGAAGGACAGUGGUGUUCCUUCCCUUUUCUCACCAUCCAUUGAAAGUGGUUUUCUUGCCAUCGUGAUCCUGCCUAUAUUAACUGGGUAUUUGGAUUAUGUACAUCACGCUCAGUCAGACCUGGGUGUACUCACAAUGGUGCAGACUUUGUUGAUCCACAUCCAAGCUGCAUAUGAAGCUGCACUGAAAGAUGGCUAUGAAGCCAAGCCUAUUUUUACAUGGGAGGGUGUUGACAUUGAUCCUAAUGUUGGGAGUGACUUACCAGGCGGAGGUGGUUUCUUACACACCCCCUUCACAUUGGAUUGA